UCUCUCUCUCUUCAAUUAAUCCUAAUAAAAUCUAAACUUUCAUUCCCUAUAUAUCUGAAUCACUGAUUCCAUUCCUUGUUCUUGUUUUCUCACAUUGAAUUUUAUAAUCAAAUUCCUUGAGGUUGUUUUUGCAAAGUGGUGGUGACUGGUGAGUCUAAGAUCUUCAGAAAAUCAAAAGAUUAAAGAUCAUAACCAGUUUGUCCAUUUUUAAAGAUUUUCAAUACUUCAAGUUUCAUUAGAAGUCGUCGCUUUCUUUGUUGGUGCAGGAAUUGGGGCACAAAGACUUGCAUAUCAUUCGUAGUAGCUUGACAUGGUCAUCCUUCUACCUUGGAGUUCAUAUCAAACAACAUGUUCCCUGGAAGGUUUUCACUGACGGACCACAAAGUGGUAGAAGAUAAUAGUUCUGAAGAAAGCAUACUUCAUGAUCUUUGGCCACUUGAUGAAGUUGAUCCUACAAAAGCUAAAUUUCCAUGUUGUUUAGUCUGGACUCCACUUCCUGUGGUUUCAUGGCUGGCACCUUUCAUUGGACAUGUCGGUAUCUGCCGAGAGGAUGGGACUGUCUAUGAUUUUGCAGGAUCCAAUUUUGUGAAUGUGGAUGAAUUUGCGUAUGGUAGCGUAGCCAGAUAUGUUCAACUCGACCGAAAACAGUGUUGCUUUCCGCCAAACUUGUCAGGCCACACAUGCAAGCAUGGGUACAAACAUUCAGAGAAUGGAACCGCCAUAACAUGGGACGAUGCACUACGCUCAUGCAUGAGUCACUUUGAGCACAAAUCCUACAAUCUCUUCACUUGCAACUGCCACUCAUAUGUUGCCAACUGUUUGAACCGUCUCAGCUAUGGUGGAGACUUGGGCUGGAAUAUGGUCAAUGUCGCAGUUCUAGUGCUGUUAAAAGGGCAAUGGGUUAAUGUCAUGGGAGUCGUUAGGUCAUUCCUCCCUUUCUUUGUGGUUUUCUGCCUGGGAAUAUCAAUGGCAGGAUGGCCUUUUGUUUUUGCCUGGUCUGCUUUCUCUUUUCUUCUUAUGACAUGGUUUCUAAUCGGUACUUACUGCUUCAAGAAUCUCCUUGAUUGCUAACCCAUUAAGAAUGCUUCUUUUAUGAUCAUUCUUUUUUACAUACCAGUAACUAAUCCGAGAGUUUGUAGUUUAAGUUGGUGACUGAAAGAGAACAAGAAUUGUACGUAUCUGAUCGCUGCAGAAAAUGGGCAUUUCUUAUAUAAACUUCAACAUAUAAAUUACGUUAUACAGUUGUUUUUCUUUUUA
Molecule: messenger RNA, 1257 nt
Organism: Papaver somniferum (opium poppy)
Lineage: Eukaryota; Viridiplantae; Streptophyta; Magnoliopsida; Ranunculales; Papaveraceae
Product: protein REVERSION-TO-ETHYLENE SENSITIVITY1-like
Exons: 3
Coding region: 349-1071 (240 amino acids)
Biological process (GO): regulation of ethylene-activated signaling pathway; response to ethylene
Cellular component (GO): endoplasmic reticulum; Golgi apparatus
Source: RefSeq, a predicted model, not a curated record